AUGAAUAAAAUCGAACUUGAUGAAACAUUGAUAGUAAACGCCCUAUUUUCCGAUGUUAUCAAGGCUAUCUCUGAUAAAUUUAAAACAUUCAAAGGACAAAUUAAAAUAGAUGGAGAGAUAGUCGAGGAAGGGAAUCACAGACAAUACAUGUCACUCCUCGGUUUCAAUGCCAAAACUUUUCACAAUAUCUUUUCAAAUAUGGACAAAAAAUCCGAUGCUUCCGAUUGGUAUUUUACAGGAAAAAUAAUUUUAAUGAAAGACAAUUUCCAAGAAAUCAAAAGAUCGAGAGUUGGUAGAGGAGGAACUGAUCUACUUAAAAAGAUAAAUGAAUACGAAGGCGAAAAUUGUUACAUACCUACAGAUGGUCACUGUUUUAUCAAAUGCGUCAUUCGUGUUUUGAACAAAGAUUUAACGUGUAAAUUUCAAGAAUACAUCAACGGGUUUUCAAAAGCAAAUAGAAAAGGAGUGAUGACUUGUGCUAGAAUGAAUGAAUUCAACAAGAAAUUUAACACUUCGUUUCAAAUUUAUAAUCCCAAAAACAGACAUUUUCACCCCAGAGACGUUCACGAUGAAUUAGAUUGGGUUUUGUACUUACACAACUCGCAUUUCUGUUUGAUUAGAAGAAGCCAAGAAAGUUUGGGAAUUCAAGAAAUAGAAGACAAUUACGAACAGGUGUGGAAAACGUGUAGAGACGACAACGCAGUAACACAGGUUUCACCUUUCGCUUGGGAUUGCGAAACGUAUUCAGAAAAAGACACGCGAAGAGCAAUUCCUUAUGCCUGCACUUUAAUUAAUUUAGAAAAACUAAGGAAAAUGUUAAACAGAAUAAAUAAUCUCUUUCCAGAUUUAAAGCCGUCAGAUCCCAUUCCAGAAGAAUUUUAUGAUAAACUAAUGAAUGUAGUAGAAAUAUUUGUAGGUACAGAUUGCAUCGAUCAAAUGUUGAAAUAUUUAGGUCAAUAUGAUAGAAAGAGAUUAAUAUUAAUUUCUCAUAACGGCAGUGGAUUCGACAACGGGAUCGUGCUUAAAAAUGCAAAAAAACUAACGCAUUGCCCUUUAAAAACACCCAGGGGAAUUCUAUCUUUUCCUUUAUCUAAUCCAUACACGGAUGAAGAUUUACAGAAAAAAUGGAAAAGACAGAAAGAAAUAACGGGUAAUUAUUUACAACAUAUUAAUUUCACGUGUUCCUACCAACACGAAUCCUCUAGUUUGGCUGCAUGGGGAAAUUCUUCCAAUCUUCCCGCGAAUUUGAGAAAGAUUGCCGACGUAGAUAUCGCUAAAUACACGCGAGACAACUGGGAGGAAUUGAGACACGAAUGGGAACCUUACGCCAAGAGAGACACUCUCUGUUUGGGAGCUUGUUUGAUAAAAUACAACCAAGUCACGAAAGAAGUUGUAAACCAGAAUAUGUCUAAUAAUCUAACGGCUCCAUCUUUAUCUUUAAAGGGUUGGUAUUAUUUAUAUCAUUACGAUAAAGAAAUGGUGGAAGAAGAAUGGUAUGAAACUACUAGAAUGGUUGCGAAACAUACCGAAAAAGAAAAUAUAGAAAAAGUUUAUUCGCACACAAAUCCUUUUAUAAGAAAUUUUAUCAGACGAUCUAUUAAAGGAGGAAGUGUUUCGGCAAAUAGAAAAUCAUUUGAAACGAACAAAAUGGAUGAAAUUUGUAACGUAUUAAAGGAAUAA
Molecule: messenger RNA, 1680 nt
Organism: Lottia gigantea (owl limpet)
Lineage: Eukaryota; Metazoa; Mollusca; Gastropoda; Lottiidae
Exons: 1
Coding region: 1-1680 (559 amino acids)
Source: RefSeq, a predicted model, not a curated record